AUGUCCCGCGCCCUUCCUUCCCCACCACUCUCUUCCCUUCCUCUCACUCAUAUCACAGCUAUGGCCAAUGACCUCGAUCCACCCACAGAUAGAUCUCCAAAGGAUUGGUUCGAAAGAGCCAGACAUGAAGCUGAUUUGGCCGUUAUAGCCGAACGAAAAGGAAGGAAAGAGGAAAUGUUUUUGGCAUAUACGAGAGCGGCGGCAUGUUAUACACAUGCUAGAUUACAUCCUGAUUAUUCAAAAGUAAAAUCAGAAGAUUCCUCCUGGGCACAACGUAUCAAAGAUUUCAAACCUACAUACGAUGCUUUUGUUUCCAAAGCAAAAGAGAUCAAAGAGAUUUUGAAACAGCGUCCUGUUGAAAGAGGCGAAAGGUCAGUUUUCACAUUGGAACCAAGGAAUACUAAGCUCAUGGAAAGUUCCACAAACGGUUUACACCCACCUCCUCCUCCACAACGUCAACCAUCAGGACCAGAUAUCGCCACUGGGGGGAGUAUAGCUGAUAGGAUGCGAGCUCUUAAUAUGAAAGGUAUGGAUGUGGGAUCAUCAACAAAACGUCUCAGUGUUAGUAAGGACAGAGAACAUACUAUCCCCAGUCCAACGAAACCUGGGGGCUCUGGAGGAAUGUUGGUCACUGGUGGAGCGGGACGUAAUAGAUCAGGUUCUACUUCGGCACAAUCGACCCAGCCUUCUGUUCAGACCGCAACGACUCAACGAAGACCCUCUGUACAUCUCAAACCGAAUCUGUCCCCUCCAAAGCAAAAUACAGGUUCGGAAGAGUCAGUCGGUGUGAGGGAGACCAGAACGGGUUCUUCCACCAGAUCGAAAACGUCGACAGGGCCAGAUAGUAUCAACACUCAUCUUUCCGAGACCAACCAUUCGGAUUCUAAUCAUAUACACACACAACUAUCAUCUUCCCCUCAUCGACUUACUCUACCCACUAUCCCACAAGCACCCGAUCAAGUCGUCGCCCCUUUCGAGUAUGAUGAACGACAACAUACACCACAAACUGAAACCCCAACGAAGAUAGGUCCGGACGGUAUAGAAGAAUUCGAGAAAAACUUUCCCUCACUCAGUAAAUUUGAUCAAGAAUUCGAUGUCAUGGAAUCAACCUCCAUACCUGAAGCUCCAAUCUCCGGUCUACCACUUUCACCCAGCUCACAUAUCCCUACCAUCGAUCUUAUAGGUUCACCAAAUGAUGAAGCUACUUCAACACCUACUUUCCCUGAUGUACCGACUUUCCCUUCUCUUCCAUCCGUACCAUCUCAUCGACCUGGUUUACCUCCUCCCCCUUCUCGACCUGAUAAUCUCAAUUUCGAUUCCAAAGGUCCUCGUCCACCUAGUCCAGCCGCGAGACAUGAUUUUAUACGACCCGCCAGUACACCCAAUGUGUCAGAGAUGGAAGAUAAUCUUAUCCCACCACAUAAUCCCGUCUCCCCAUCAGAAACACGUAAACGAUUACCUUUACCAUUACCCCCUAUUCGUUCUCCCCUGUCGAACGGUGGUCCUAUGGAUGCACCCUCACCUCCAUUAUCAUUCCCCGUGGCCAAGGCAACAUUGGAAAAACCGACAAAACCGAAAUUCCCCUUUGCCAAUUGUAUCGAUCCGGAUACCUUGAGAAGUUAUUUUUUGAACCCUGCUGUGGAUGUGGUUCUUUUGGAUGUUCGUUCGGAGGAAGAAUUCAGAAGAGGUUACGUGGGAAAGGAAUACGAACCACGUGGUGCGAUCGUCAAGGCGGUAUGGAUGGAUCCUACGGUUCUUUUACGUAGCGAUAUGACUUCGAAUAAGUUGGAAGAUUCCCUAUCUUUAUCUCCUGAAGCUCAACGGAAAGCGUUUGAAGAGCGACAUAAAGCCGACCUUGUGGUAGUAUAUGAUUCUAAUUCCGUCUCUUGGCCUCGUAAGGGAUCUCCCCCGACUGCUCUGUCAAGAUUAUGGGAUAUCAUCUACGAACAUGAGUUUGCUAAAAAGCUCGAACGAACUCCUGUCAUGCUCACUGGAGGAUAUCACGCUUGGACAGAGUUUAUCAAGAUGCGUGCUGCGAGACAUAUGAAUGGUGUCAAUGGAAGUAGACAUGGUGUCGCUAAAGGUGUCAAUGGAUCAUCUUCUUCCAGACCGUCGAUUUCCAAUGGUGAUGCGGCGACAAAAAGGGCCAAUAGGGAAAUGCCAGUAUAUCAAUCUUCCCAAUAUGCUAAAAAUAUCAGUGAAUCGUUCGGUUAUGCCAAUAUACCACAAUCCAUGAUAGGUGAAACAUCUUACACCGGUCAUCCAUCUUCUUCCCGUUAUCCCAUCCCUUCUCCCGUUCGUUCCCCUCAUUCAUCAGCAUAUUCCAGUACUCCUAUAGCUCCUCCACCACAAGCAACCCUUCAUCCAGGUCCAGGAGCCAGAAGAAAAUCAGAUUAUGUAGAACAACAUAAUCAACCUUAUUCCGGAUACACACAAUCUCGUAAUUCUUUCGAUUAUCCUCAAACUCAUUCUUUACCACAACCACCUCCACCUGUUCAAACUCAUUCUUUGGAAAGAUACGAUCCUCGUCCUUCCGUCGUUAGAUCAGGAUCCAUAAGAGGAUUAGAUCUAGUCGCUCGUGAAACGGGUGAUGUGAAAUAUUGGGAUGAUGUAUCGUUAGGUCUGACGGGAUUGAAGAAUUUAGGAGCUACAUGUUAUAUGAACUCGACGAUUCAAUGUUUGAGUGCUACGUAUCCUUUCGCUAGGUUAUUUUUGGAUGGAGGUUAUAAGAAAAUGGUAAAUGUUAGUAAUCCAUUAGGAACAAAAGGUGUUUUGGCAAAGGCUUUUGGGGAUUUGUUACAUGCUUUAUGGGAGGAACAAUAUCAUUUUCUGACUCCAAAGACAUUCCGAGCCAGCAUAACAGCAUUCGCUCCACAAUUCACAGCAACAAACGAACAACAUGAUUCUCAAGAAUUCCUUUCGUUCGUCCUUGAUGGUCUACACGAAGAUCUCAAUCGAGUCCUAGUCAAACCUCCACCUGUCGAAAUGACCCCAGAGAGGGAACACGCUCUUGAAACACUUUCACCAGAAGUCGCUUCUGAAAAAGAAUGGCAAAUUUAUCGUAUGCGUGAUGAUAGUUUCAUCGUGGAUUUAUUCCAAGGUCAAUAUAGAAAUAGAUUGGAAUGUUUAACUUGUGGGAAAACAAGUACGACUUAUGAUGCUUUCAUGUAUAUGAGCCUGCAAAUUCCAAGAGGUAAAAAUAAGUUGGUCGUUCAGGAAUUGAUUGAUGAGUUUGUUGAAACGGAGAUUAUUGAUAAAGAUGAUGCUUGGUAUUGCCCUCGAUGUAAAGUCCCUCGAAGAGCAUCGAAAACACUCACCAUAGCUCGUCUUCCCCCCGUCCUCCUCAUUCAACUCAAACGAUUUUCCACCAAAGAUGGUCUCUUUUGGGACAAAUCAGACGCUCAUAUAGUCUUCCCACUUAAGAAUCUAGAUUUGAGUCGUUAUGUUCCACCUAGGAUGUCGACGGGUAGAGAAGAUUUAGGAGAUCCUAGGACUCAGGUUGCACCUUUUAAAUAUGAUUGUUAUGCUGUUAGUAAUCAUAUCGGGACUUUGAGUAGUGGUCAUUACACGGCAUAUGUCAAAAGUUCAAAAGGUUGGAUGUUUUGUGAAGACAGUCGGAUCACCCAUGCACAAGAGAAAGAUAUAGUUGUGAGUGAUUGCUCAUGA
This is a messenger RNA of Tremella mesenterica DSM 1558, 3666 nucleotides long. RefSeq lists its product as uncharacterized. Gene Ontology annotation, biological process: protein deubiquitination. The record is from RefSeq and is a predicted model, not a curated record. The transcript has 9 exons. Lineage: Eukaryota; Fungi; Basidiomycota; Tremellomycetes; Tremellales; Tremellaceae. Gene Ontology annotation, molecular function: cysteine-type deubiquitinase activity. The coding region runs from base 1 to 3666 and encodes 1221 amino acids.